CUUCACAAAGACAGACUGUUCUGAGAAAAAAGGUGUGCUGCCCAGAGUAGUAUUUAUAAUGAUUUUUAAGUAUUUUGUUGUUAAGCAUUUAGGCUUGAAAGAUACAGUAUAAAAUAUUGUUUUACUAACUUGAGGGGCUGCUAUAUAUCGAUCUAACCACAUGUGCCCUGGACUCUGGUCUGCAGCAAAUGAAGUGAAUGAGUGAAUGAGAAUUUUUAUUAGCAAUUAUGUAAUGUGAUGAUAUCCCGUAAAUAUGAAGCAUUAAUUAUGUGAGAGUGGAAACGCUAAAUAUUUAUCUGUCACUAUAGCACCAGAAGGUAAUUGCAUUGCAUUGUCACAACUGAAAAAAACAAAAAUGCAUAAAAAAGUAUAACUAAUCAAAAUCUACUAUUAGUAAUGCAUUGGGCUGAGCAAUUGCUAGUGACACACGCAAUACAAAAAGGCAAUAUAUAUAUUUUAUUGUACAUGCAUGAAGACAAACACGUAACUUCUAGGAAGAGUUACAUAAGUGCAUAUUUAAAAUACAAGACAAUUUGAUAUCAUCACAAAGAUAUUUUUGUGGGUGUGUCUGUGUCAUGUCCUCACGUAGCCUUGUAAAAACACCUAACAUGGAUACAGUAUAAAAAUAUUUCAAAAUUGAAUUCAUACCAAUGGGACAAAAAGGUGUGAUUUUGACUGGCUGACGAUUUCGGUGCAAAAGCCAAUCAAAACCGGCCCUCGCGCUCGACCCUCGAGUUUGGGAUAGCGCCCCACCCGCACAUACGUCUGCUGCUGUGUGUCAACGUUGGGGAGAACUUUGAACUUUUGCAACAAAGUUUCUCAAAACCAAGCAGCUAGCUCAAAAUGACCAUGCCAAGUGUGAAAGACGUUUUGGUUACCUUUUUCAUGUCAGAAAAAUGUUACGAGGACUUUUACGUCAACUUUCGUGUCCACGUGUCAUGUUUGAAGAUGGUACUGAGCAAAGUCGCAGGAUUUUGGAUUCUCUUUGAUGUGCUGCUGGCGCAGCUGCUACAGUUGUUGACCGUUCUGUGGAGGGGCCGUGCAGAUGGUCUGAGCCUGACAUCUGUCCUGCUGCAGCUUUAUGCCUUCUCCUGUCCUGUUGUGUUUGCAGUGAGACACAACUUCCCCCUGGAGGCCUGGGCUGAGAGACUGUUCCUUCUGAUAGAGACGGCGUCCAUUUUUCUCCUCAUGCUGCGUUAUCAGGGUGAUACUCUCCGUGGAGUGCGAUUACUUUUGUCACACUGUGCCCUGAUCUUCUUGCUGGUAACAUACACUGCUUCCUCACUCAUUUCAAAAAUGCAAGAUACAAUUUUGCCAGCUAUAAUUUUAAGUAAGCUCCUCCAGGCCAGGGCUAAUUAUUAUAAUGGACACACGGGUGAGCUGUCCAGGCCAUCUCUGAUAUUAUCUCUAGGUGGCGCACUAGGAAAAACUUUAAAUUAUUGGGAUUCUUACAUUAUUGUUGAGAGCCUGUUCCACACAGUGUCAGCUUGCCUCAGCUUUGUCCUAGUGGUCCAGAUGUUUUACUACAUGAGGCAAAGUGGGACCAAAAAGGAUAAGAACAUGUAAACUUUACAAGACUUUUACUGUGAUUUUGCUGUGUUACUGUCAGUCAUGUUUACCUAAAAAUAUUUCAUUCCUAUUUUUGUCAAAUGUUACAACCGACAAUACAGCUGUGACUGUUUUACAUUUUUGUAUAGGGGGUUAUAUUUUAUAUUUUGUAUAAUAUCAAAUGGUGACAAUAUAAUGUGCUAAUUUGUUAUAUUAUGUCCUACUUCUGGUUUGUGUUGGAUGUACUAGGAUUUGUCCUCAUGUUUAAAUAAAAGAUUUAAAAACUUU
Messenger RNA from Boleophthalmus pectinirostris (great blue-spotted mudskipper), 1836 nucleotides. Its product is annotated as mannose-P-dolichol utilization defect 1 protein-like. The record is from RefSeq and is a predicted model, not a curated record. NCBI's taxonomy places the organism in Eukaryota, Metazoa, Chordata, Actinopteri, Gobiiformes, Gobiidae. Gene Ontology annotation, biological process: oligosaccharide biosynthetic process. Bases 844 to 1566 code for a protein of 240 amino acids. The transcript has 7 exons.